AUGGAAAACUUGAGCAACAUGUUCCAUAGCAGAAUGAGUAAGUUUGAAGCUGAUCUCCUUAAUAACACAAGCCCCAUGACAAGCAUUGCUGGAUUAGCUGGUGACUUCUCUACGUUCCGGAGCUUUGUUCUUGAUGUCCUUAAGAGUCUGCAGCAACAAGUAGAGUCAUUGGUAGCCAGCAUGGACCAAUUAGAGAUGCAAGGGCGAAGAAAGAUUCUUCUAAUUCAUGGAGUUGAGGAAGAAAAGAAAGAAGAUUUCACUAAAAGUUCAAAAAAUCAUCUAAACUCAGCUUAA
Messenger RNA from Arctia plantaginis, 294 nucleotides. The record is from the annotation of a GenBank genome assembly. Lineage: Eukaryota; Metazoa; Arthropoda; Insecta; Lepidoptera; Erebidae.